Colias croceus (clouded yellow) is the source of this 1913-nucleotide messenger RNA. Its product is annotated as elongation of very long chain fatty acids protein AAEL008004. Gene Ontology annotation, cellular component: endoplasmic reticulum membrane. The coding region runs from base 266 to 1207 and encodes 313 amino acids. The transcript has 10 exons. The record is from RefSeq and is a predicted model, not a curated record. Gene Ontology annotation, biological process: fatty acid elongation, polyunsaturated fatty acid; fatty acid elongation, saturated fatty acid; sphingolipid biosynthetic process. Lineage: Eukaryota; Metazoa; Arthropoda; Insecta; Lepidoptera; Pieridae. Gene Ontology annotation, molecular function: fatty acid elongase activity.
AGCACGCUUGCACGUUGAGCGCAGGCGCAGUUUUCGUAGUUCCACUACGCGAUUUACGCGCGGCCCGCGCUCUCGCAACCUUAGCGCCCUCACCUUCGUAUGUUGCGUAUUGGAUAUUCGCAGUCCACUUUCGGGUAGUGUGUGUGCUCUAACUCGAUAGGCGGUGGAAAGGAACCGCGUUGUUUCGCAGUACCUAUCGGACGCCCGCAGAUAAAAGCGCCAACCUGGAAAAUUAAUAAUAAACGCCCGAUAAAAAACCGUCACAAUGGCACUAGUGCUACAAUAUAUCAAUGAUAUGCACCAUUAUAUGAAUAAAUAUGGAGAUCCACGGACAAAUCCAUGGUUCCUGAUGAGUUCACCAUUUCCUACGUUAAUAAUAUGUCUUAGUUAUGUUUAUCUAGUCAAGGUUAUAGGCCCAAAGUUUAUGGAAAACAGAAAACCCUAUGAAUUACAAAAUUUAUUAAUAAUUUAUAAUUUCUCACAAGUGAUAUUCAGCAUGUGGCUAUUCUAUGAGAUCGGGGCCGCGGGCUGGUUCACAGGCAGGUAUAACUUUCACUGUCAGCCGGUCGACCACUCCAAACAUCCACAAACAAUGAGGAUGGUUCACGCAUGUUGGUGGUACUACUUUUCAAAAUUCACAGAAUUCUUUGAUACGAUCUUCUUUGUACUAAGAAAGAAAUUCGAUCAUGUAUCUACCCUUCACGUGAUCCACCACGGAGUGAUGCCCAUGUCCGUAUGGUUCGGCGUAAAGUUCACUCCGGGAGGUCACUCCACAUUCUUCGGUCUUCUGAACACAUUUGUGCACAUCAUUAUGUAUACGUACUACAUGAUGGCCGCUAUGGGCCCACACAUGAAGAAAUACUUGUGGUGGAAGAAGUAUUUAACAACUCUACAAAUGGUGCAAUUCAUCGGUAUCAUGGUGCACGCGUUCCAACUGCUGUUCAUUGAGUGCGACUACCCGAGAGCGUUCGUUUGGUGGAUCGGCAUGCAUGCCGUUAUGUUCUUCUUCCUUUUCAAAGAUUUCUACAACCAGUCCUAUUCGAAACCAAAGGUCCGCGCGCGCUCCCCGCCGCCCGCCCCAGUGACGACGGACAUCAGCGACGCCAAGGAAGUGCCGUACAAGAACGGCGCGCUCAAGAACGGCUUCAGCAACGGGCACACGAACGGGCUCGUGCGCGCCCGCACCGUGCUGCCGGCGGGCAACUGACGUUCACCGCCACCGAACGUUCUAGCAUUCCGUAGUCUGUGAUUCAUAGCCCCGUCUCCCGCGCCCCCGCGCCCCGCGCCCUGCGCCCCCGCGCCCUGCGCCCUAGCGCCCCGCGCCCCAGCGCCCUCGCGCCCCGGACACGACCGACGCGGUGACUGUUGUCUAGUGCUAAUGUGAUCUAUCUAGUGUAUAUAGCCGGUGUCAGUGGUGUACAUUUUAUUUUUACGAUACAAAUUGUAGCUAGAUUUUGUAUCGUGAUAGCGUAGCCUUUUGUACUUUUAAUACGAUCGCUUUUAGGGUUUAGUUACCUCUGGAAGUUUGUUUUGACUUGUUAUAUUAUGUAUUAUAUUAUUAUAUCAAUGUCUUGGGUGCUUAUAUUAGAGUAAAUAAUAAAUACAGGACGUGUUUGUACUGUUCAGAAAUUGAGUAAUGUAAAUGUGCAAUAUCGAAUAUGGGAAUCAUGAUUUUAUUAGAAAAAUAUACAUGUAAAAACAUUAUUUGCAAUCAACGAUAACUGACCUUAUUUUUUAUAAUUGCAUGUUACCCAAAAUGUCCCAAUAAGAAAUGUAGUAGUAUAAAUUAGAUCACAUUAUUUCUAUAAAACUGUGUAUAAUAUUAAAAUCUGUAUAUUUGUUAAAAGGCAUCUAUGAAAUUGUUAAAACAAUUAUUAUUCAAUUAUUUAGUAAGAUCGAUUGAUCAAAUAUGA